Nannospalax galili (Upper Galilee mountains blind mole rat) is the source of this 3525-nucleotide messenger RNA. It is a transcript of the gene Adgre1, whose product is annotated as adhesion G protein-coupled receptor E1. Gene Ontology annotation, cellular component: membrane. Lineage: Eukaryota; Metazoa; Chordata; Mammalia; Rodentia; Spalacidae. The transcript is spliced from 22 exons. Gene Ontology annotation, molecular function: G protein-coupled receptor activity; calcium ion binding. Gene Ontology annotation, biological process: cell surface receptor signaling pathway; adenylate cyclase-activating G protein-coupled receptor signaling pathway. The coding region runs from base 8 to 2812 and encodes 934 amino acids. The record is from RefSeq and is a predicted model, not a curated record.
UUGCACGAUGUGGGGCUUCAGGCUGCUCCUCUUCUGGGGGUGCACUGGUAUGCACAGAUGGGGAAUGACCAUGCUACCCACACUGGGACAAAAGGGUGUGAAUGAGUGUGAGGAUACCACCACGUGUCCAGCUUAUGCCACCUGUAAUGACACUGUGGACAGUUACUACUGCACUUGCAAAAGAGGGUUCCUGUCUAGCAAUGGACAGAAACACUUCCGGGGCCCAGGAGUGGAAUGCAAGGAUGUCAAUGAAUGUGUUGAAAGUACACCUUGUGGUCCUAACUCAAUCUGCAUAAAUAUCCCGGGGCGAGCCAAGUGCAGCUGUCUUAGUGGCUUCUCUUCUCCCACUGGAAACAACUGGAUCCUGGGAAGUUCAGGUCAAUUUCUCUGUACAGACAUUGAUGAGUGCCUCACCAGUAGGGUCUGCCCUGAGCAUUCCCACUGUUCGAACUAUGUGGGGAGCUACAGCUGCAGCUGUCGACCUGGAUUCGUGUCUAGCGGCUCCACCUGUGAAGAUGAGGAUGAAUGUGAGAAUCCCAAUGCCUGCCCAGAGUACGCAACCUGCCACAACACUGUUGGAAGCUAUUAUUGUAUGUGCAACUCAGGACUUGAAUCUAGUGGUGGAGGCACAAUGUUCCAAGGCCUGGAACAAUCUUGUGAAGAUGUGGACGAGUGUGCCAAGAACUCAAGCCUUUGUUCUCCCACUUUCAUUUGCGUCAACACCCUGGGCUCCUACAACUGCUCGUGCCUGUCUGGAUUCGCUUUGUCAGUUUCUCAGAUCCACGGUCAUCCAAUUGAGGAGAAAUGUAUAGAUAUCGAUGAGUGUGACGACAUCUGUCCUUUCAACUCAACGUGCACCAACAUUCCCGGGAGCUACUUCUGUACCUGCCACUCUGGCUUUGCACCAAGCAAUGGGGAAGUGGAUUUCACAGACCCAGAAGUGUCCUGUGGAGAUAUUGAUGAAUGCUCCCAAGAUCCAUCACCAUGUGGACGAAACUCUGUCUGCACCAAUGUCCCGGGUUCCUACAUCUGUGGCUGCCCUGCAGGCUUCCGACCUAAUCCAGAGGGCUCUCAGACAUAUGUCAAUUUCAGCUGCAAAAGGGUUCCCUUCAAGUGUAAGGAAGACAUGAUCCCCAACAAUGAGCAGCUUCGGCAGUGCCAAGCACAGGCGGGCAGGGACCCUGGACAUGUCUCCUUUUGUGCACUGGUAAACAGCACCUUCAGCAUUUUGGAUAACACCUGUGAAAACAAAACCAGACCAGUGUCCCUGCAGAGUACAGCUAAGAGAUUUUCGCUUGUGCUUAACAACACACCCACAUGGACCAAGCUCACUCAGGAGGAGACAUCCACCCUGGGCACUGUCUUACUGGAGUCUGUGGAAAGCACGACAUUAGCUGCUCUUCUGAAGCCCUCUGGGAAUGCCAGUCAGACUAUUCAGACAGAGUACCUAGAUAUCGAGAGCAAAGUUAUCAAUGCAGAAUGUAACAGGGAGAAUGCAUCCUUUAACUUGAAAGCCAAAGGAGAUGAGAUGAAGGUUGGGUGUUCUGUCAUCGAGGAAUCUGAAUCUGCAGGGACCAUUGGAGUGGCUUUUGUCUCUUUUGCACACAUGGAAUUGGUUUUGGAUGAACGCUUUUUUGAAGACAAUGAGACCUCCUGGACCAAGUCCAAGAGGAAGCUGAAGAUGAAUUCCCGUGUUGUUGGGGGCAUCAUGACAGGGGAGAAGAAAGAGGACUUCUCUAGUCCAGUUAUCUACACCCUGGAACACAUCCAGCCAAUGCAGAAGUCUGAGAGGCCCAUCUGUGUUUCCUGGAACACCAGUGUGGGGGAUGGGAGAUGGACCACUUUGGGCUGCAAGAUCCUAGAAGCUUCCGAGAUGCACACAGUCUGCAGCUGUAACCGACUGGCGAACUUGGCCAUCAUCAUGGCUUCUGGGGAGCUCACAAUGGAGUUCUCCUUGUACGCCAUCAGCCAUGUGGGUAUCAUCAUCUCCCUGGUGUGCCUUGCCUUGGCCAUUGCCACCUUCCUGCUGUGUCGUGCCAUUCAGAACCACAACACAUACCUGCACCUGCACCUCUGUGUGUGUCUCUUCUUGGCCAAGAUUCUCUUCCUCACUGGUAUAGAUAAAACUGACAACCAGACAGCCUGUGCCAUCAUCGCUGGAUUUUUGCACUACCUUUUCCUUGCUUGCUUUUUCUGGAUGCUGGUGGAGGCGGUGAUGCUGUUCCUGAUGGUGAGGAACCUGAAGGUGGUGAAUUAUUUCAGUUCUCGCAGAGUCAAGAUGGUGCACCUCUGUGCCUUUGGCUACGGGCUACCGGGACUGGUGGUUAUCAUCUCCACCAGCUCACAGCCUCAUAGCUAUGGGAUGCAUAAUCGCUGCUGGCUAAAUACAGAGACUGGGUUCAUCUGGAGUUUCCUGGGACCAGUCUGCACCAUCAUUGUGAUCAACUUUGUGCUCCUAACCUGGACCCUGUGGAUCCUGAGGCAGAAGCUCUGCAGUGUCAAUUCAGAAGUCUCCAAACUCAAAGACACCAGGUUGCUGACCUUCAAGGCCAUAGCCCAGAUCUUCGUGUUGGGUUGCUCCUGGGUGCUGGGCAUUUUCCAGAUUGGCCCCCUGGCGAGCAUCAUGGCAUACCUGUUCACUAUAAUCAACAGCCUGCAGGGGGCGUUCAUUUUCCUCAUUCACUGUCUGCUCAACCGCCAGGUACGAGAAGAAUACAGGAAAUUCAUCAUCAGGAAGACUGAGCCCAGCUCCCAUUCACAGACUUCAGGAAUCUUACUGUCAUCCAUGCCUUCUACUUCCAAGACGGGUUAACAUCCUUUUUUACUUUCAAACAUGAUGUGAAAUAGAAUGUGAGGAUUUCAAGCGCCUGCAGGAGUCCACUUUGAAAUCUCUUUGUGGCUUAUUAUGGAAAUUCAGGGUUUCCCUGGUUUAGGCUUAGAAAUGUCCUUGUUAAUUCAAAUAUGCAUGGCGGAGUCAAACUCCCAGAGUUUCAUGCGCUGAUGAGAAAAAUUUGCUACUCCAGAUUAGUGUUAUCUUCCGUAGCCUGCAACUGUGAAUCUCCAGAAGAUUGGCAGGUAACAACGGCGAGCCUGGGAGUGCGUCACUGUGUUUUCUCCUGCGGUCACGGCGCAUGGCUCCAAGCACACCCUCUAUCACCAAUUGGGUACUGGACACAGAGUAGCUUUUAAUAAAAGAUUUGUUGUCUGUCUGAGUGAUUUACCCUAAGAGAAAAACUCUUCAUGUUUCUUUUAAUCAUUUAUUUAAUUUCAUACACGUAUACACUGAUCAUAUCCUCCCCAACUUCCCCCUCUCCCCCUGAACAACGCCAACAUGUUCCCCUCCCACCUUCACAUUUUCUGUCUCUCUCUGUCUUUCUCUCUGUCUCUCUCUCAUAGCUCAGGGAGUUGAAGUAGCAUAUUAACUGAUCUUCUUGGCUUGACAUUGUGCGGGUAACCAUAGCUACAGUGAGUUCAUGAGUGCAACGGCUGCAAAGCGUCCAGAAGUCAGCAUUUCACAGCUCUCCU